Electrophorus electricus (electric eel) is the source of this 2526-nucleotide messenger RNA. It is a transcript of the gene tafa5l, whose product is annotated as TAFA chemokine like family member 5, like. The record is from RefSeq and is a predicted model, not a curated record. Lineage: Eukaryota; Metazoa; Chordata; Actinopteri; Gymnotiformes; Gymnotidae.
GAGAAUGAGAAUGAGAGCGCAGAAUUUGCGAACGGGGAAAUUCGAAGAUCAGUUAACUGUCGACUUCACUGUGACUGACUGAACUCGGCUGCACCGUCACUGCGUUAUUAUGUGAACUAUGCGAGGGGCAGAUGUUGGUAUCUUGGGCAAAGCUCUCGGAUAUGAGAUGAGCGGAUUAGGAGUAUCGGAGUGGCGCUUAUUCGAGACAGCGUAGUAACACUAACUGCCUACCAGCGGCAUUCACCCCCGCGCCGGCUUCACUCCAGCAUCAAGGCGUGCAAUCUGGACCCAUUAGCAUCGAAGCAUUAAAGCAUUAAAGCUAACUAGGAGCCUGCACAUUUGAUUACUACAUCGGAUGUGGAUAUUGCUGCAUGACCGCAGUUAACUGCGUGGUGCCAAUGCUUCAUAAACCCACCUCGUUGUGCGAUCACUGUGGUGAAUUAGGGUCUUUGUAACAUGGCCGUUUCUAACUGAGGCUUUUCCAACUGUUUUUGUUUCCGGUGUGGUAAGAAAAAAAAUGCUUAAAGGGGAUACCACUGGCGUUGCGUGACCCAGAUACUCGCCGGUUUAACCCUUCGUUGCGCCUUUCUCUACCUGGACCUACUCCCGACAAAUCCAUGGAAGUUACAACGUGCGCACUGAACUUGCGUUAAAGUGGAAGCUGGGAUUAUUCUUCGCAGGACGGGGGACGAUGCAGCCGGGGAUGCGGACACUGUGUGCGGGCGGAGGCGCCUCUCUCUGCUGCCUGCUCUUGCUGUGGCUCAUUUACACUCACCUCCUUAAAGAAGGUCAGCUGGCAGUGGGCACUUGUGAAAUUGUGAUGCAGAACAGAGACAGCAGUCAACCCAAACGCACCAUCGCCAGGCAAACAGCCCGAUGUGCCUGCCGGAGAGGCCAGAUCGCGGGCACCACACGAGCCCGGCCAGCCUGCGUGGAUGCACGGAUCGUGAAGAACAGGCAGUGGUGUGAGAUGACCCCAUGCUCUGAGGGCGAGAUCUGUGGACUGCUGUUCAACCAUUCAGGCUGGACCUGCACCAAAGGAGGAGGGAGAAUCAAAACUGUCACGCCUCUGCCCAAGGAACCAUCUUAAAGGACAUCAGCAGAGAAGAGGUCUAUUGACAUUCAUGGGAACAUCACAGACCAGAAGUCAUUCAUCAGACCAGCACAUUGUAUCCAUCCUCUCACCCUGGAGCUAAAACAACUCACGCGCCCACCACCCUGCUGACCUACCCAGCGACACCAUCGGCUAACUCCUCCCCCUUUCCAGCGACACCACUGGCUGACUCCUCCCCCUUUCCAGUGACACCACCGGCUGACUCCUCCCCCUUUCCAGCAGAUGUCACUGCAGUCACACACAGCCAAGCAUCUCUGGGGUCACUGGAUCUCCACCCCCGACUGCUCAGUUUAUGACAAGACCGAAAUCUCUGGAAGAUGAUCUUUAAAAACCCAAACAUCUGAGCAGCUUUGGAGUUUAGCGUUCUUAUGAAGCCUACAGCAGGUGGGAGCAUGCCGUUUCAGGUUCAGGCAUACUCUAAAGACACGGAACAAGCUGUUGACACUCAGCAGACAUCAGGCACGGAUUAUAGGAGCAGGACAGAGGCGCCUUUAGGAUUAUGAAAUGGAGACUAGCAGAGUUUGGAUCGCUCCGGCAACCUGGAUGAGAAAGUCUUUCAGAACAUGUGAUAGCUGUCCCAUCUUGCUGUCUUCACCCCAUCUUACCUUAGAGACAGAAAGCAUUUUGGCCCUCAGUGGUUCUGCUAAUGUGACUCUCAUAAGGGUAAACAUAUCAGCCUGUCUUUGUGAUGAAUGCAGACAUUAAACACCAAGUAAAAAUGACUGGGCCCUGAUCGCUGUUGCCAUGUCUGCAGUGUGCUCUAUCUGGCCUCUCUCCUGAUUUUUGAACAUAGGAACACUUUGACACACCUCUCUCGUGCUUUUGAGCACAAGAGGCACUGUCCGCCUGUCUCCUGCUCUCCCGGGUUCCCCUGAUUGUUGCCUUUGAGUGUCUCCAUAGGACGCAGUGUUUCGCUUCUAUGAAUCUUCUGUUUUGACUGUGAGUUGACGUGCGGUGACACCUGGGAGGACGCCCUGAGAUAGGACGCGAAAUGAAGGGCAGGUGUGUGCACACACAUUACACGCAUGCACUGUUACGGGGCCGGGGAUGAUGGGGUCAGAUUGCAUCAGCGUUCUAUUGUCUGAACACCUCUCAUUAUGUAGAUUUCUGUGUCUCCAGUGUGCAAGGAGCAAAAAACAUAUUUGCCCUGUACUUAUGUUACUUUAUUGUUUGGUUGAUGGCCAGGAAAAAGGAUAAGACUCAAACUGAGGUGCUGCAUUUAAAAGCAAAUCGCACAGCGGAUGUAAGGACUAUGUGUGGACUAACAAGCAUAGAUAAAAGGCAAAAAGAAAAUGGCCACUUUGGUGAGCAGUAGGCUAGUAAUUUAUCAGUCUGGAGGGGUAGGCAGAGCUCCCUCAGUUGUGAAUUUUAAUGGUGUUUUAUGGUUCCUAAUAAAGUCUGUUAUGCUUCUG